Mustela lutreola (European mink) is the source of this 2824-nucleotide messenger RNA. It is a transcript of the gene MEIS2, whose product is annotated as Meis homeobox 2. Gene Ontology annotation, molecular function: RNA polymerase II cis-regulatory region sequence-specific DNA binding; DNA-binding transcription activator activity, RNA polymerase II-specific. The transcript has 12 exons. The record is from RefSeq and is a predicted model, not a curated record. Lineage: Eukaryota; Metazoa; Chordata; Mammalia; Carnivora; Mustelidae. Gene Ontology annotation, biological process: positive regulation of cell population proliferation; eye development; animal organ morphogenesis. Bases 249 to 1682 code for a protein of 477 amino acids.
GAGGAGGAGGAAGAAGAGGAAAAAAGAGAAAAAGAAGAAAUAUCACAGGAAAAAAAAAAAAACUCUUCGUUGUCUUGCCUGGGCUUUUUUUUUCCCCCCUAAAAAUAACAUAUUGGAGAAUUGGGAGAAGUCUUUUUGGUUUGGAAAAAAAAAAAAAAAAAAAGGAAUCUUCAGCCUAGAUCACUUUCUUAUCCGGACUGGGAUAUUAAAUAUACGACACAUCCAGGAGUUUAUUGGAGCGCAGACUGAUGGCGCAAAGGUACGAUGAGCUGCCCCAUUACGGCGGGAUGGACGGAGUAGGGGUGCCUGCUUCCAUGUACGGAGACCCUCAUGCGCCGCGGCCGAUCCCCCCGGUUCACCACCUGAACCACGGGCCGCCGCUCCACGCCACGCAGCACUACGGCGCGCACGCCCCGCACCCCAAUGUCAUGCCGGCCAGCAUGGGAUCCGCUGUCAACGACGCCUUGAAGCGGGACAAGGACGCGAUCUAUGGGCACCCGUUGUUUCCUCUGUUAGCUCUGGUCUUUGAGAAGUGCGAGCUGGCGACCUGCACUCCCCGGGAACCCGGAGUGGCCGGCGGGGACGUCUGCUCCUCCGACUCCUUCAAUGAGGACAUCGCGGUCUUCGCCAAGCAGGUUCGCGCUGAAAAGCCACUUUUUUCCUCAAAUCCAGAGCUGGACAAUUUGAUGAUACAAGCAAUACAAGUACUAAGGUUUCAUCUUUUGGAGUUAGAAAAGGUCCACGAACUGUGUGAUAACUUCUGCCAUCGGUACAUUAGCUGUUUGAAGGGGAAAAUGCCCAUCGACCUUGUCAUUGAUGAAAGAGACGGCAGCUCCAAGUCAGAUCACGAAGAACUUUCAGGAUCCUCUACAAAUCUCGCUGACCAUAAUCCUGCUUCUUGGCGAGAUCAUGAUGACGCAACCUCUACCCACUCAGCAGGCACCCCAGGGCCCUCCAGUGGGGGCCAUGCUUCGCAGAGUGGAGACAACAGCAGUGAACAAGGGGAUGGUUUAGACAACAGUGUAGCUUCACCUGGCACAGGUGAUGACGACGACCCAGACAAGGACAAAAAACGCCAGAAGAAAAGAGGCAUUUUCCCCAAAGUAGCAACAAAUAUCAUGAGAGCAUGGCUCUUCCAGCAUCUCACACAUCCGUACCCUUCCGAAGAGCAGAAGAAACAGUUAGCGCAAGACACAGGACUUACAAUUCUCCAAGUAAACAACUGGUUUAUUAAUGCCAGAAGAAGAAUAGUACAGCCCAUGAUUGACCAGUCAAAUCGAGCAGGUUUUCUUCUUGAUCCUUCAGUGAGCCAAGGAGCAGCAUAUAGUCCAGAGGGUCAGCCCAUGGGGAGCUUUGUGUUGGAUGGUCAGCAACACAUGGGAAUCCGGCCUGCAGGUUUGCAGAGCAUGCCAGGGGACUACGUUUCUCAGGGUGGUCCUAUGGGAAUGAGUAUGGCACAGCCAAGUUACACUCCUCCCCAGAUGACCCCACACCCUACUCAAUUAAGACAUGGACCCCCAAUGCACUCAUAUUUGCCAAGCCAUCCCCACCACCCAGCCAUGAUGAUGCACGGAGGACCCCCUACCCACCCUGGAAUGACUAUGUCAGCACAGAGUCCCACAAUGUUAAAUUCUGUAGAUCCCAAUGUUGGCGGACAGGUUAUGGACAUUCAUGCCCAAUAGUAUAAGGGAACUCAAGGGAAAAGGAAACACACGCAAAAACUAUUUUAAGACUUUCUGAACUUUGACCAGAUGUUGACACUUAAUAUGAAAUUCCAGACAGCUGUGAUUAUUUUUUACUUUUGUCAUUUUUCAUCAAGCCACAGAGGACCAAUGAGACAAGAACACAAAUGUGAAAUCAUGGGCUCACUGAGACAAUUCUGUCCAUGUAAAGAUCCUCUGGAAAAAGACUCCGAGAGUUAUAACUACUGUAGUAUAAACAUAGGAACUAAGUUAAACUUGUACAUUUCUGUUGAUCACUCCGUUAUGUUGCCUCAAAUAGUUUUAGAAGAGAAAAAAAAAAAUAUAUCCUUGUUUUCCACACUAUGUGUGUUGUUCCCAAAAGAAUGACUGUUUUGGUUCAUCAGUGAAUUCACUAUCCAGGAGAGACUGUGGUAUAUUUUAAACCUGUUGGGCCAAGGAGAAAAGAACCGCGCUGGAGACCAUGGUGAGCGUUUGGCUGAACCUCAACCCCCCGGGAACUCCAGCUUCAAGAAUGUGUUUUCAUGCCCGGCCUUUGUUCCUCCAUAAAUGUGUCCUUUAGUUUCAAACAGAUCUUUAUAGUUUGUGCUUCAUAAGCCAAUUCUUCUUCUUAUUUUGGGGGACUCUUCUUCAAAGAGCUUGCCAGUGAAGAUUUAAAGACCGAGCAGGAGCUUCUUCCAGGAGUUCUGAGCCUUGGCUGUGGACAAAACAAUCUCAAGUUGGGCAGCUUUCCUCAACACAAGAAAGUUAUUAAUGGUCCUAGCACCACAACUAGGACUUUAUCAGAAACUCAAAGCUUGGGGGAUAAAAAGGAGCAAGAGAAUACUGUAACAAACUUCGUACAGAGUUCGGUCUAUUAAUUGUUUCAUGUUAGAUAUUCUAUGUGUUUACCUCAAUUGAAAAAAAAAAAAAGAAUGUUUUUGCUAGUAUCAGAUCUGCUGUGGAAUUGGUAUUGUAUGUCCAUGAAUUCUUUUCUCAGCACGUGUUCCUCACUAGAAGAAAAUGCUGUUACCUUUAAGCUUUGUCAAAUUUACAUUAAAAUACUUGUAUGAGGACUGUGACGUUAUGUUAAAAAAAAAAAGGUGUUAAGUCACAAAAUGCGGUAAUAAAUAUUUCAUUUUUGA